GAAAAAUGAAGUUUGUUUUUAUUUGGGACAACCAAGUCCUCAGACGGGAAGGAUCAGACAGACCACUUGAUGACUGCCACGUUGGACUUAGUUUCCGGCAUGAAAGAAAACAUGACUGCUUGGUCCAGGAAAUCGCAACGACGUUGCUAUAAUUGUUUAUUGACAUUGGCAAUAUUAGCGACAAUGAUAAGUGUCAUUACUAUACUUGGAUUGCACCAAUCAAACUAUGACGGGUCAACUCACCUAGAAGAACCUAUACGUGUCCCCGAAUUUGCCAGCCCGGUGGGCGAUGAAAUCGACAUUUUUGAUGUCAACACAUUUAUGUCGGCCACGGAUAUGCUAGUAGUCAAAUACCUCUAUCAACACCGUCUGUACCCUCCCCCCUGGGAAGACAUAACUGUCGACCGGAUCCCUCCUAGUCACCUUCCUGCUACUGCAAUCGAUCCAAUGUUCAAAUUACUAAAUGCAUCGGGAGGCGGAUUUUUCAUCGAGUGUGGCGCAAAUGAUGGAAAGUUCUACUCAAGGACGUUGCAACUUGAGAAGGAUUUUGGAUGGGGUGGCCUCCUUAUUGAAGCUUCUCCAUCACUGUUUGGAAAAUUAAGAAAAAGUAGACGGUCCGCUUGGAUGGCAAAUGUUUGCUUGAGCGGAAAGAUUGAAAAGGUUGAAUUCAAAAUGAAUUUUAACACCAGCAAAGAUUGGAUGCCCGGGACUGGGUUGAUUAAUCCUGGAUCGAAAUAUAAAGCACCAAAUUACAAACCGUACGGACUGGACAUUAAUGGAUUUACAUCUGAAGGAAUAAUUGAUUGUUUUCCGUUACAAUCUUUACUGGCAGCGAUAAACAGGAAAUCAGUGGAUUUAUUUGCCCUCGACGUACAGGGUCACGAGUUCCAAGUUUUGCAGGGGAUUCCAUUUGAUCAGAUGGAUAUCAAGUUUCUAAUCGUGGAGUAUUCACUCACACCGGAAGGAAAAAACAGCAUUUUGGAUCUCAUGCGGAAAUAUGGAUACAAAACGGUGCAUGAUAACGGAGAAGAUGUCUAUUUGAAGAAAAUAAGGAAAUAAAAAAUGUAAUUAUUGCU
Molecule: messenger RNA, 1076 nt
Organism: Folsomia candida
Lineage: Eukaryota; Metazoa; Arthropoda; Collembola; Entomobryomorpha; Isotomidae
Exons: 6
Coding region: 70-1059 (329 amino acids)
Source: RefSeq, a predicted model, not a curated record